AUGGCAACAAAGAAAUUUUCAUCUCUUCUAUUACUUUCUUUGAUGGUGUUUGCUCUCAUCAUUUUGCCCAUUGACUCAGCCUUUCCAGGAUUAUAUUACAAAUGUAUGGUGGACGGAUGUACACUCACACCAGCAUGCGCGGCAAAAUGCAAGUCUAUGGGAUUCCUUAGAGGAGGUGAAUGUCGAAUUUAUAGUUAUGGUGGUGCUUGUUGCUGCGAAUGCACUGAUAAAUCAUGUAUAAAUAUCGUAUCUAGUCCUUGUCCUUACUAA
Molecule: messenger RNA, 270 nt
Organism: Raphanus sativus (radish)
Lineage: Eukaryota; Viridiplantae; Streptophyta; Magnoliopsida; Brassicales; Brassicaceae
Product: defensin-like protein 90
Exons: 2
Coding region: 1-270 (89 amino acids)
Source: RefSeq, a predicted model, not a curated record